CGUCCUUACCUGAUGAAUAAACCCAAUAAUAAUGUGUUUUUACAUCACUUUAUUCCUUGCCAGAGCCACAAACCAGCCCAACAGCUACAGGGAACUGCUACAACUCUUCUUUUCACGGAUAUUUACAGUGUUUUUAGAGGAAGUGUCGCCACUACCAACGAGCAGCGGAUUGGAUGGAAAACUGCACACGGAAGUGGCGUUAGCUUGUUGUUAGCGUGUGAGACUGGUUAGCUGUCCCGCUACAAAAAACAAGGCAGCGUUUUUCUAACUCAGCUACUUCUUGGUUUUAGUCGGUAAAGAUGCAACAAACGUAUGUUUGUUGUUCCUGUGCAAAGUCUGUUAUUUUAUUUCCUCUGACAUAAUAUAAACAGGGAACUUCUAACGUUAGGUUAGCAACCUCUGCUCGCUGUGCUGUAAAGAGCUAUGGACCCCCACAGAUCCAGCAUCAGCUAUCACAGCCAUCAGUCCUCGUACAAAAGACAAAGAGACGACAGUGGCAGAAAUCCUCGUGAGAAUAAACACUUCAGAACGAACACACAGCACCAGUAUCGGUCUGAGUCGGCUCUGGGUCAAAACCCUUUGAGCUGCAGGACUUUAAGCACGAGAAGAGAGCUUUAUGAAAGAGACUUUCCUGUUUACAAACAGCCUGUGGAAGUGGGAUGUUUUUCCCUCGACUCUGAGCGUAGAUUCUUCAACGACAGCAGGCAGAUGAGGUACUACGUGGAGCCUGACAAGAAUCCAAAUUUCAACCUGAGGGAUGGAUACAGGGAUCGCUUUAUAAAAAGAGACGACAGUGUGAAGGAGAGGCUGGACCAUAUUCUCCGUUGGAUUGUAGCCAAUAAAUCAAAGAUUAACCCAACAGGGGCAGCAGCCUCACCUCGCGCUUUAGAUGUCGACUUUGUGACAUGGCGGGGCCACCUAACUAAGCUGCUGACCACUCCUUAUGAGACAAGGGAAGGCUGGUUGUUAGCAGUCACCAGGUUCAGGGGCACAUUUUACAUCAGUGAGGUGGAAACGGAAGCUGCUCGCAGGGAACGGGAGAACCGCACCGAGAGGCAUGAAGAGAUGAUGUACUGGGGAUACAAGUUUGAGCAAUACACAUGUGCAGACAAUACCCACAGUCUACCUGACCCUGGUGGAGUGGUUAACACCAACGAGGCCUUCUGCACUGUGGUGCAAACUCGGCUCGCGGAUCACAGACUGCUGUUCUCCGGCGAGGUGGACUGUCGGGAUAAAGAUCCCAAAGCUCCGGCUGCUCCUGCCUGUUAUGUGGAGCUGAAGACCUCUGCAGAGAUCUGCACCCCCAAACAGCGCAGCAACUUCCACAGGUUCAAACUGCUUAAGUGGUGGGCCCAGUCUUUUCUCCCGGGAGUCCCUAGAGUGGUGGCAGGUUUCCGAGAUCAGGAAGGUGUCGUUGUUUCCGUGGAGACCUUUCACAUUUCUAAGAUCUCCCAUCUCAUCAAGAACGAGUACAACUGCUGGAAGCCGACAGUAUGCAUGAACUUUUGCUGCGAUUUCCUGUCUUUUCUGAAGCGUGUAGUUACCGAAGACAGUCCUAGAGUGGUGCACCUGUUCUCCUGGGAUCCCUACAAAGAUGUCACCUACUCUGCCCACAGAGACUCUCAGUAUUGCUUCCUGCCACACUGGUAUGUUGAGGAGAUGACGAGAAGUGAAGACUCCCAAUAUGAGUCUAAAGCAUAAUUCUUCUGCACUGAAGUCUGAAAGCCUGGAGUUGAUUCAUUCCCUUCCAGUCAAUUAGAAGAGGAGGAAACAGGCCAAUCACAGUUGUUUUGAGGAAGGGAGGUGCACGUCAGCAUAGGUUAUUGUGACGUAAUAUUUAACCCUACGUAUGGCUCUGAUAAACUGAAUUGCAGAAGUAUAAAUUCCACCUAAGGCAUGGUCACGAAUGCAUCAUUAUCCUGUAGACCUCUAGUCGAGGACUCUUUAUCAGAAUCUGGACAUUUAACGUAGUAAGCAUUUGCAUGAGCUCACCAAUCACUACUCAUCAGUCUUCUGGGGGAAUUCUUUUAUUUUUUUAAAGCAGCGAUGAACUACAUUUUAUCUGGCAUGUAAUGUUCUAAACAAAACACAAUUAAAGAAAUCAAUAUUG
Molecule: messenger RNA, 2110 nt
Organism: Neolamprologus brichardi
Lineage: Eukaryota; Metazoa; Chordata; Actinopteri; Cichliformes; Cichlidae
Gene: dxo
Product: decapping exoribonuclease
Biological process (GO): nuclear-transcribed mRNA catabolic process; NAD-cap decapping
Cellular component (GO): nucleus; cytosol
Molecular function (GO): mRNA 5'-diphosphatase activity
Source: RefSeq, a predicted model, not a curated record